AGAGCACUGCUAGCCUUUGAGGAUCUAGCAGGAACAAUGGGUGGCAGUGCAAAGGGGACAGAAUAUGCUGUCCAAAGCCCAUCUGCUUUGUUGCAAUGCUCACCCUUGUGAAAUAUUCCCUAAAAUAUGUGAGUUUACUGUUGGGAGAACUAGUCAGAGAGGGAAGGAUGGAGGGAGGGUUUCUGUUUUAUAGGCUAGCUUUGUUUUCUGGCAUCUAUGAGCCACAAAGCUUGGAUAUAAGCCACAGAACAUCCUGUUUUCCCCUCUCUCUUGCCUGUCUUCUUGCUGGUUGGUCUUUCUAAGGUUCUGGAAAAAACACUGCCCAGCUAAAGGUAAGAACCAAAAAACCUUUCCUAAGCGGGUGAGAAUGUGUAAAGUGGGGGGGGGGGGCUGUACAAUACCUGUGGCUUCUAGGACAGAGAUGAGAGUUAAACAUCUGGCAUUUUCUAAGUUUAAAGAAAUAGUGCAGGGGGAGCAGUUGUUGCCGACAGGCAUGCAAGACUGGGGUUUGCAAACAGUUGCAGCAACACAGGUAUGCAUCAGCCCCAGAGGAAAGUGAUUGAUUGAUUGAUUGAUUGAUUGACUGGUUAUUUAAUUUCUACACCACUUAAUAUAUUUUAAAAAAUCUCUAAGAGGUGUACAAAAAACUGAAGCAGCAACAGACAACUUAAAAACAAUUUUACAAAAAUACAGUUGUAAAAAUGUUACAUUAAUACAAAGUGUGUGUGUGUGUGUGUGUGUGUGUGUGUUCAAUAUUCCUUCUGACAUACCCUUCCUCUCAAGAGAUAGCUGCUGUAACUUUGGAGGGGUGUCAGAAAAGGGGGACGUUACAAGUCCCCCUUUUUUGUUUAUGCUGGAUGGAAUAGACUCAGUUUCAUUGUUUAUGUUAUUAUAUAUAGCAUACUCUCUCUCUCUCAGGUAAGAAAUUUGCCAUCUGGGAUAUUGUAUCUUUACCUCUUCCCAUGUGCUUGGAUUUUUUUAUGAACAGGCUGCUUCUAAGAUUAGGGUCCACACUGCAAAACUUGUUAUUGAAUCAUAACAUCACAGAAUUGUAUGGUUGGAAGGGUUAUCUUGUCCAACCCCCUGCAAUGCAAUGAUAGUGAAUCGUGAAUCUAUUUUACUUACUCAGUAUGUAAACAAUAACAACAGAGGCUGUGUUUUAAAAUACAAAGAGGGUAUUCCUGCCCUCUGUUAUGUACUGAUAUAUAUAACCAGAGGUUUUGGGGGAAAGCUCUCACUCACUGUUUACCGUGAGCUGAAAUAAAGAGCAUGAAAUCAACACUCAACUCCGAGUAUAUUUCACACUCUAUCCACCUCGUUGCUUGUCAUCGGUGUGAUCCUUUCAGUAUGUCUUUUUUUUUUUAAAUGCUUUUUUAUUGGUGUUUCAUUUAGUACAAACAACAAAAUACAUUAAAAUUCAACAAUCAUUUACCCACAUUCUUUCCCCACACUCUGCUGAGCAUUGACUUCCUUCUCUCCCUUCAACAGGUUUUCUUAUGUCAGUUACUUUUCCACAGUUUCUUAUUGUAUCCAAUCCUAUCUACAUAGUAAGAUUUAUUUCAGUUCUGCCAAUCCUUUCAGUAUGUCAAUGGCCUUUGGGCAAAACAAUGAAUAAUGCUCCUGUCACUGGGUCCCUCUAUUACAACAGCAAUUUUAACACAAAGUGUUGCAGCGACCCAAGAAGCUAGUGACAACAAUUGGGGGGGUGAGCCCAGUGCCCCAAAAUAUUGAGGAGGGCUCUCUGCCCCAUAUACUCGGCACCCCUGCAUGUAACAUACAACUUAACAGAAAAACAGAAAUGACGCAUCAACACUGCAAAGUGUAACAAACAGCAUUUGCAGUUCUCAAGCAAUAAACAAAGCAACACUCCCACCCACUAAUUAGCAGAUGAACAAAACCUCAACCCAUCCAGCCCAAAAACCAUCUACACUGACCCAGCAAUGUUUUCCCAGCCUUACCCUGCCCACCAAAUGUAGAAGCCUGGCACCAGGUCAGCUGCUGCAGAUCAGUGGUGGAGUGGGUGCCCAGAUCCUUCUCCAGGGAUGUUCAAGCAUCUCUCCCUUGUGUGCGGCAGGGAGAGCAGUAGAAAAGCAAAGAAGGGAGACAAUGGUGGCAAACAUUUUACAGUGGUACCUCGGGUUAAGUACUUAAUUCGUUCCGGAGGUCCGUUCUUAACCUGAAACUGUUCUUAACCAGAAGCACCACUUUAGCUAAUGGGGCCUCCUGCUGUCGCCGCGCCACUGGAGCACGAUUUCUGUUCUCAUCCUGAAGCAAAGUUCUCAACCUGAAGCACUAUUUCUGGGUUAGCGGAGUCUGUAACCUGAAGCAUAUGUAACCUGAAGCGUAUGUAACCUGAGGUACCACUGCACCUGUUUUGCAGAUAUCCUGGCCACUCUUCUCUAGCUGCUGGUCAGGAGCAGAGGCACCGUGUUGUCCCCAAGAUUAGGGGGGCUGGCGCAUGUUGCAAACAUGUAAUAUUGCAUGUGUGACAUAUGUCCUAUGACAUCACAUACGUCCUUGCCAUGCAUGGUAAACUGGUGAGGACUAGCAUAAGGCCACACCAACCUGUGUGGUAUCAGGAGAUGCCACCCAGGCAGUUGCAGCCUUCCACUAGGCCAUGCUGGUCCCCACAGUGUCAGGAGAUAAUGCGUGGGCCAACGGGACCUUGUGCCAGGUCAGUCCCUCAGCCUCUCUUGACACUGCACAGAUCGGUGCAGCCUUCCGUUGAUGUUGUGCUGUGCUCAGCUUGGCAGUUCGGUCUCCUCUGCCCCCUCAAUAUUCGGGGAGGAUGACCCCCCUGCUAAGCAAUAUUGAGGGGGCUGAUGAUACCUUCACCCCCUAGAGUUGGUGCAUGUGAUUAGGAGUGAAGCCAGGGAGAUUCCCAAGGGCAGAAAGGGAGGUUUCCUUCCCUGGGUUAGAGGAUUAGAAUAGCACUGAAGAGACCCAGGUUCACACACACAUAGCAGACCCUCCAAGUGUCCUUAUUUUCCAGGAACAUCCCUGAUUUAGAAAAGGCAUCCUGGUUUCUGAUUUGAUCCUGGAAUGUUCCAUUUUUCCUUACGAUGUCUCUAUUUUCAUUGCAGAAAUGUUGGAGGGUAUGGUAUUGUCAGAUUCCCAAGCCAUCUGAAGGCAAUCCUGUAUAGGGAAGGCUUUUUUAAAAAAGUUUAAUGUUUUAUUAUGUUUUUAUAUAUAUUGGAAGCUGCCCAGAGUGGGUGGGGCAACCCAAUAAGAUGUGUGGGGUAUAAACAGUAAAAUUAUAAUUAUGGAGUAGGACGUCCCUUUUUUUAAUAAGGGGUAUGACAUAAUCUAUCCACUAGCUAUGCUGCUCAAGCUAUGUCACUACCCUAACCGUAUCCUCCCUUACAAACCCACCAAGGCUCUGGAAUCUAUGGGGAAAGCCCUUCUCUUGGUUCUGUCAUCCCCCACAGGCCCUUCUUAGUGGUGGACACCCGCAAGCAACUUUGGAACUCCCUCCCUCGAGAAAGCAGACUGGCCACCCACUUGUCAUUAUUCCGCCAGCAGAUGAAGGCUGAUGACAUGCCUCUGGAAAGGGCUUUUCAAUAAUGCUAUGCUAUUUUUACUAUCCAUGUUUCAAUAAUAAAAACAAUAAAAACAAUUUUAUUAUUUCUAUGCCGCCCAUCUGCCUGGUUUGCCAAGUAAAAUAGAUCUGUUUUUAUAUUGUUUUAAUUCUAGUACAGUUUAAUUACUUUUUAAUAACAAUAUUUCUAGCUUGUUGCAUUUUAUCUGUUUUGCUGUGAUUUGUUCAAGCCGCCUUGCGUCCUGGUCUGGGGGAAAGCCAGGAGAUAGAUGAUAUAGAUAGAUGAUAGAUAGAUAGAUAGAUAGAGAGAGAGAUGGAUAGAUAGAUAGAUAGAUAUCCAACCUCUGUUCAAAAGCCUCCAAUGAAUCAUAAAAUUGUAGAAUUGGAAGGCUGCCCUGAGGGUCAGGGAUCAUAGCUCAAGAAUACCUGGCCGAUGGCUAUCUAACCUCUACUUAAAUACCUCCAAUGCAUCUGACUAUACUUUGCCCCUUGUCCCAUCCUGACAGGCGGAUACAUUGGCAAUUACAAGGAGCCAGGAUUAUGAAAUCUACUAGAGAAAAGAUCACCCUGAACUUCAGGGGAAUCCGAUACAAGACUUAUGCUAGCACCCUCCAAGCCUUCCCUGGGACCAAACUGAGCCGCCUCACAGGGCCCCAGGAGGCAUCCACCGAGUUUGACUAUGACCCCAACACUGGAGAGUUCUUCUUCGACAGAGAUACUCGUGUUUUUGAAGAGGUGCUGAACUACUGCAGGACCAAGCACCUCCACUGCCCUCAAUACAUCUGCAAGUCUGUCCUUGAGGAGGAGCUGGCCUUUUGGGAGAUCAGUGAGGCCGCCCUGGCUCCCUGUUGCUGGCAGAGGCUGAGCGACAUGGAGAGCCAGCAGGAAGACCUUGCCCUCUGGGAUGACAGCAAAGACGAAGAUGACCAGGCUCUCCUGGCCCAGGUGGGAAGGGGGAAUAAUAGUUGCAGGGCCCAGUGGCAGCCCAGAAUUUGGACCCUCUUCGAAAAACCGUUUUCCAGUGGUAGUGCAAAGGUAAGUGCUGGAGCAUUUCUUUAAAAUGGGAAUGGGGAGCCUGUGGUCUUCCACAGAGCCUGGUCAUUGGGGUUGAUGAGCACUGGACUCCAACAACAUCUGGAAGUCCAAACAGGGCUCCCUUUGCUGCUUUAAAACAAGGAGAGAGAGGGGGGUCCAAUUUGUUAAGGUCAUCUUGAAUCCCAGUUCUGUCUCCAGCAGCAUUAACUACCCCUCCAGUUUGAUGUCACCUGUAAAAUUGGAUAAGCAUCCCCUCAAUUCCUUCAUCCAAGUUGUUUAUAAAGAUGUUGAACAACAAUGAACCCAGGACAGAACCUUGUGUCACCUCACUUCUCCCUUUUUUCCAAGAAGAUGAGGAACCAUUAGUGAACACUCUUUGAGUUCAGUCAGUCAACCAACUAGAAAUCCACUUAACAGUUACCUGCCCACAUUUUAUCAGCUUCUCUGCAAGAGUAUCAUCUGGAACUUUGUCAAAAGCCUAACUGAAAUCAAGAUACAAUACCUUCACAGCAUUCCCCUGAUCCACCAAGCUUGUAACUCUAUCAGAAAAAGAACUGAGUGUCAUAUGGCAUGACUUGUUUUUGAAAAAUCCAUGCUGGGUCUUAGUAAUCAGAGCAUCCUUUUAUAAGUGCUCACAGACCAACCAUUUAAUUAAGUGUUCUAUGACCUUUCCUGCUACCUAAAUCAAGCUGACUGGUCAGUAGUUAACUGGAUCUUCUCCCCCCCGCACCCUUUGAAGAUGGGGACAACAUUUGCCUGCCUCCGGUAUGCAGGAACCUCACCUGUUUUCCAGGAAUUCUCAAAAAUAAUAGGCAAAGGCUUUGGGAUUACAUCUGUAAGCUCCUUUUGUACCAUUGGGUCAGUGCUAUUUUUCUAGGAAAAGAGGUGCUGGAACUCACCAUAAACGCCUCCCUUGUUCUCUUAUAAUGGCAAUGGUGCCCAACUAAGAGGUGCCAGAGUUCCGGUGAGUUCCAACUGAAAAAAAUCCUGCCAUGUGGAGUUCACGUGCCUCUACAUUACACAGGCUUAUAUAGAGGCAUCCCCUCCCCUCAGCUUUAAACACACAUAGAAAUUAUGUUUACAGAGAAAACACAUGUCUGCAUUAUCAAAACCAGAUGCCUGCUUCAUUGAGAAGAACAGGGUACCUUCUCUCUAUAAGGCGAGCUCAAGGCUGAGCUUUUUCUACACAAACAUUCUUGACACAUUCUUCACGCAGCCUGUGUAAGAAGAUUCUCCUGACAAUAUCCUCUUUUUUUUACAUCUCUUCACAUGUAGGCUACCUAUCAAAGCCAUGCACGCACCAUUAAUUCUGAGAGGGAAAUAGUAGCUCUCAGUAAAUUAAGGACACAAGGAUGGUAGAUGGAGCAGUUCCUUCUUUGUGGGAAUCUGGGGAAGUCUCCUCCAACAUAGUGCUCUCCAGAUAUUUUGCACCAACUCCCAUCAGACGUAGCCAGCAUGACUGAAUGAAGUUUGAGCUGAUGGGAAAACAGUCACAUUGACUGGGGCUGAUGGGAUUUAUAGUAACGCAAGAUAUCUAGAGGGCACCAGGCUGAGGAAGGCUGAUCCACUGUGCAAACAGGGGCUAAAUGGGGUUCUGCCACAAUGCCACAAUUUAGGGGGAAGAGCUCGGUGGUGGAACAUCUGCCUUGCCAAUGGAAGGUUCCAGGUUUGAUCACCAGUGGCACCACAAAGUAGGGUGGGAGGGGAGAACCUUUCUAGAAUACUGGAGAUCCACUCCCCAAUCAGUGUAGACCAUACAUCAAGGAUGGAACAAUGCUCCUAUGAAGAAAUGUUGCAGUGUCUGGAUAUUUUUAGUUUAGAAGAAAGUCAAGUAAGAGGUGACAUGAUAGAAGUUUGCAUGGGACAGAGAAAGUGCCCCAAAACAUUAGAACUCAUGGACAUCCAAGGAAGCUGAAUGUUGGAAGAUUCAGGACAGAUUUAAAAAGUACUUCUUUUCACAGCACAUAGAGCAGGAAACUCACUCCCACAGGAGGCAGUGAUAGCCACCAACCUAGAUAGCUUUGAAAGAGGAUUAGACAAAUUCAUGGAGAAUGGUAAGGCUAUCAGUGGCUGUUAGCCCCAGUGAGGCAGCAAUGCUUCUGAAUAUCAGUUGCUGGGAACCAUAGGAGGGGAGAAGGCUCUUGUGCUCAGAUCCUGCUAGCUGGUUUCCCUUUGGGGCGUCUGGUGGCCACUGUGAGGACAGGAUGCUGGAUUAGAUGCUUCAUUGGCCUGAUCCAGCAGGUGCUUCUUAUGUUCUUAUGUUCCUGUAUUCUAACACAAAGCUCACAAACUAACUUCGUGACACAGCUGAACUUUCUUUCCACAGGUUCUGGCCGCUAUCUCCCUGGUCUUCAACAUUGGGAUUUGCAUCCUUUUCAUAAAGAAGGCUGAUGUAGAAAUUGAGUUCUUUGUCUAUGGACAUGAAUACAACAGCACUGACACCGUCCUCAAUGAGAUUCACAAAUACUUCCCUUACCUCAUCCCUCUGGAGUUUUUCUGCGUCCUCUGGUUCUUGUUUGAGUUUUCUGUGCGGCUUACGUUUUGCCCAAAUAAAAAGAAGUUCCUGACCAGCCCCCUGAAUAUAGCUGACUUCAUCUCCCUCUUUCCAAUUUUCAUCGAGCUUUGCACACAUGGACAAGCCUGGCUGGGUUUCGUCCGUGCACUGUACACCCUCAAGCUCUUGAAGAUCCUUAAGCUCAUAGAAAUCCCUCUAAUGUUCCAGGUCCUUUCAUACACGUCCAGGUCUGUCUUCAGAGAGAUCUUCAUCUUCAUUAUCAUCUUUAUCUUUGAAAGUCUGUUCUUCGGCAUCCUCAUGUUCUACACAGAGGUCCUUUACCCAGUACCUGAAUCAUAUUUUGAGAGCAUUUCAUCCUGCAUUUGGUGGGCAGUUAUCACUUUGACCACUGUUGGUUAUGGAGACUCGUACCCUAUUACCGAAUUCUCCCAAGUGAUAGCAGCCUGUGCUGCACUCUGUGGCGUGCUGACCAUAGUCAUCCCAAUCCCUAUCUUUCUGAUCAAGUUCAAGGGCUAUUAUGAUGCUGCCGUGAUCAAGGAGAGGAGGAAGAGGAAGAUGGAACAAGCAGCAAUGCUGUCAUCCUAAGGACUCCAGAGCACCAUGUUGCCAAUUAUUCAUGGGAAGAGAUAACUGGCUUCUAGAGAGCUUCCUGCCACACUGCAGAUGCUUCAGCUGAUUUGAUGCAAUUUUUAGCUUCCUACCUGAGCAUCAUAUUCCUCUGUGCUGCCAACUGAAUUAAGUCACACUCUACCUGUGCUCCCACAUUUCCAAAGAGAGAGAGGGCUACCAAUGCCCGCUAGCCAAGGUGGCUAUGCUCUGCAUCCAUGGCUGAAGACAACAAUACUUCUGAGUAUCAGCUGCUGGAAACCACAGGAAGUGAGAGAGCCCUUGUGCUCAUGUCCUGCUUGCUGGUGUCCCAGAGGCAUCUGAUUGGCCAUUGUGAGAACAGGAUGCUGGACUAGAAGGGUGGAUUGACCAGAUCCAGCAGACUCUGCUUAUGGUCUUAUGUUCUUAAAAGAGGUCUUCCUCCUCGAGCUUCUUGCCUUCAAGCCUUUUUGCCUGGAACAUACCUUUGGACUGUGAUCAUGGCUCUUGCUUGCCCACAAUGAACAUGGAUAGAUGCAAGUUGAUCUCUGUUGGCAUUCUGGGCUCCAUUAUUCUUAUGAAGUGCGAGGAGAUUAAUGCUGCCACAACCAACCAAAGGGGAAAUGGGUUAGAGUCACCAAUAAUGUUCUAUCUUUGUGUAUUUUUAGACUGUAUAAGCCACUAUCAUUUUCCAGAAAAACCCUACAACAGCUAACAUUGCAGCCUAAACACAACUGGUAUAAUAAUAUAAGGGGGAAAUGAUGCAGGGAUUUGACAGCAUAUAAAAGCAACAAUAGCAAUACUACUGCUGCUGCUACUCCUCACAAUGUAAUCUUUUACAAGGCUACCUAGAUGUUAAUCUCAUUGAUUCAGGGAAGUUUCCUCCCAAUGUGUAUAGGAUUGGACCCUGAGACUCAUGAAAUAAAAGUCAACACAUUCAUAUACCAGGCAUACAACAAACUAUAUUACUUACUGGAAACCCAAAUGCUGUUCUUGGCAGAGCACAGAGAAGAGAGAGCAAAACCCACCAUUUCAUGGUUAGUGGCCCUCAUCACAACUCGCUUAGACUCUGAAAAUAAAGCCUCUCAUUUCCAAACUGGAAAUGAGAAAGGAGCAAAUGUAAGACCUACUUCUGGAAAGGACUAGAUCCCACUUCAGUUUGGGGGUCAACUUAUAUUAAAGGGGUAGCCCUCCCUCACCCAACCCCAAAAGACACAACUCAUAAAAAUGACUUGCAUUAGAUUCUCAGCAUUCCUUCUGUUCAUAGAAAAUAGUAGAAGUAUUUGGAAAGCUAAAUUCCAGUUUAUUUUAAAAUUUCAUAUUAAUCAAAAGUUAUUACAUGCAUACAUGCACAUUCAUACAUACAUGAUCAAAAGGUAUUACAUACUUACAUGCAUAUACAUUCAUGUGUAUUACACACACACAUACAUGAAUACACACACACACACACACACACACACACACACACAUUCAUAUAAGAUUAUAAAGACUACAGAAUCCAGGAUCCAGAAUGCCUCAUAUUUUUCUCUCACUUGUUUGCUUGGCUCUCCUCUUUGAAUUGGGUGCUUUAUGCUGAAUGAUGGCCUUCAGGGAGCCACCAUUGAACCCAAUGGCCCUGCAGGCAUGUUAUAGUACUCCAUGAACUGUAGCUUGUUGUCAAUGGGCACAUGCACCAGCCACUCUCCUCUCUGCUCCAAAGCAAACCGGAGCAUCAGGUGAGUUUCAAAAAAGGCAUCAUCAUAGCUCAGCUGCAUUUCAACCAUGGGUCUCGAAAGGGGGGUGGGGGCAAUGUGGGAUACCAGCCAGUGAAGUGCAAAUAAUUGCAAAUGUUUUACUGGCAGGUAGCAGGAAUGGACACAGUCUACACUUGAAAAAGGAACCACAGUCAUAGAAAUGUGGAGUUGGAAGCGACUUGCUAGGGUCCUCUAGUCCAACUCACUGAAAUACAGGAAUCGCAGCUAAAGGAUCCCUGACAAACAGCCAAUCUCCACUUUAAAACCUCCAAGAAAUGAGAGUCCACCACUUUCUGAAGGAAUCCAUUCCACUGUUGAAUUAUUCUUACUCUCAGAAAGUUCUACCUAAUGUUGUUGGAAUCUCCCUUUUUCAUAAUGGAUGCAGCAUUAAGCAAGUCCCACCCCCCUCCAUAAGUGUGCUUAAUAUAAUGUGCACUUUGGCCUUAAGACUUCAAAAAGUGUAGACCCCAAGUCCCCUGGGUUUCUGCUAGGUAUUGGCACCUCAGUUUCCUAACUACAUUGCACCUAAGAGAAGCCUCCUGGUGCGAAAAGGAGAAUUUUGUAUUAUUAAAUCGUAUAAUGUAUGCUGCAUUGUGCUUUCACGCUACAGUUUAUUAAAGGUAAUUAUAUUUCUCCAUUACAAUUAAUUUGUGCUUCAUGUUUCUCAGGGGCAAUAUAGGCAUCGUUGUUAAUUGAAUAAACACUGAGAACAUGAAGGAUUCUUCUGUUUAGUAAAGAACUGCUAAGGAGAGGCAUAAGCCACCUCAGGGCCAUGAUGGAUUGGGAGGGAGGAUUCAGCUCUUCCUCCCCCUGCCAUAGACCUCUCCUAAACCUGUCUCUAUUUGCAUUUCAAGGGAUGCCUCCAUUGGCACCAGGAAAUCUAGUGUUUUACAGAGGAACAAACCCAGAACUUUAGCUACAGAGUUUUUUGCCCUGGGUGAAGUCUCCAGAGGGGCAUCAUUGAGGCUCCCAGCCUGUAUGUGUGUGUACACAAAUGUGUGAGUGUGGGUGCCAAACUGGAUCUUUGACCCGGGUGAACUAAAGUCUAGUUUCACUCCUGACAAACCUGACAGAGUCAGCUCCCUGCCCCAACAAACCUACACUCUAAGGGGAAAUCUAGAAGCUGCCAUGACCCCAGCGUCCAGGAAGACACUGGCUAUGUACACACCAGACACUUACAGCACUAUGAUACCCAGUGCUUUUUUUCUUUAAAAAAAUGUUUAGGGGUAGGUACUCUCAUUUUGACUCAAGAAAAUCACAAUUUUAUAGUUCAAAUCGGGGGAAAUAAAUAUAGUAAAUGGACAAAAGUACAAAGAUUCACAAAAUGUUUAGGGGUGUGCGUACCCCUGUGUGUCCCCAGAAAAAAAGCACUGAUGAUACCACUUAAAGCACUCCUGUCCCCGUCCCCCCACAGCACCAAAUUCUGGGAGCUAUAGUUUGUGAAGGGUGCUGAGAGUUGUUAGGAGACCCCCUCUUCCCCUCACAAAGCUACAAUUCCAAGGGUUCCCUGGGAAGGGACUGACUGUUGCACUCUGAGAGUUCUUAUGUGGUUAUUUAUUUAUUUAUUUAUUCAUUUAUUUAAAAUAUCUGUAUGUUGCUGUGUCAUUCAAAAACAACUAUCAGAGUGAUUUAC
Molecule: messenger RNA, 11039 nt
Organism: Podarcis lilfordi (Lilford's wall lizard)
Lineage: Eukaryota; Metazoa; Chordata; Lepidosauria; Squamata; Lacertidae
Source: the annotation of a GenBank genome assembly